Molecule: messenger RNA, 3275 nt
Organism: Heteronotia binoei (common prickly gecko)
Lineage: Eukaryota; Metazoa; Chordata; Lepidosauria; Squamata; Gekkonidae
Gene: LHFPL6
Product: LHFPL tetraspan subfamily member 6
Exons: 4
Coding region: 354-968 (204 amino acids)
Cellular component (GO): membrane
Source: RefSeq, a predicted model, not a curated record
GCCACGGCGGAGCAGCAGCGGCGGCAGCAGCAGAGGGGCGGGGAGCUGCCGGGGGCUCCGUUCUUGGGCCAGCCGCCGCCGCCUCGCUUUGCCGCUUCCAUGCGGGUCUGGUCCAGAUCCAAGACAGCAGCUACCUUUGGGAAGAGACAAAAGAUCGAGGAGAGUGAAAGAACUUUCUGCCACAUUUUUAAUAUACAAGAAUCGAACACAAUGGCUCUUAGGGAAGCUUUUGUUGGACUGCGGCAUUAUUGGGACUAGAGACCUUGAAUAUUUCCUCACCAAUCUUCUUCUAAUCCAAGCAGCACACAAAGAAUUGGGUCCCCCCAGGCACCUCUUUGCUGCCAUUAAUAGCUAUGACUGGGAAGAUGGCAUCUAGUCUUACUUGUACUGGAGUGGUCUGGGCAUUUUUUUCUUUCCUCUGUGCUGGUGUUUCCUGCGUGGGGUUCUUCAUGCCUUACUGGCUGCUGGGAUCUCAGCUGGAGAAGACAGUGUCAUUUGGCACUUUCCGGAGGUGCUCCUACCCGGUACGAGACGAGAGCCGUCAGAUCACCGUGAUGGUGGAGCAGUGUGGACGCUACGCCUCUUUCCAGGCCAUUCCAAGUGUGGAGUGGAGGAUCUGCACAGUUGUGACAGGCUUGGGCUGUGGUCUUCUCCUUCUGGUGGCCCUUACAGCACUCAUGGGAUGCUGUGUGACUGAGCUUAUCUCCAGGGCUGUGGGCAGGGUUGCUGGAGGCAUCCAAUUCUUGGGAGGCCUGUUGAUUGGUUCUGGUUGUGCUCUUUAUCCUCUGGGCUGGGACAGUGAAGAAGUCAGGCAGGCCUGUGGCAAUCUUUCCAACCAGUUUGAACUGGGCACUUGUGAAAUUGGCUGGGCUUAUUACUGCACUGGAGGAGGUGCUGCUGCUGCGAUGCUGAUCUGCACUUGGCUGGCCUGUUUUUCAGGCAAGAAACAGAAACAGUAUCCUUAUUGAAGCAAGAAGGGGACCCAGAAAGCAAGCAAACCAGUUUAGGGAACAGCAGAAAAAUGAAAUGAGUGUGCCACUUGGAAAGUUGCUUUCGCUCUUCCUUGUAGUUGGACCUAAACAAAAUGAUGAAGUUGGAAUUGAUGUGUGAUGCUGUGAAUGGGGGUGGAGGUGUCUCCCUAUCUUAACAAUAUAAACCAGGUUUCAUGCAAGGCGCAGUGUCCUAUUCCCAGCAGAUUUUGGUUGAGUACUAUCUCCUAUCUGGUAAAAAAAAGUGACUUUGAGCAAAUUAUCAAUUGUGAAAGGGUUAAAAAAAUACCACGUUGGAGGACCAGAACGCAGCCUUUUAAAAGGCUAUUUCCACAGCUCUGUGAGGUGAGGAUGGAUCAGGAUGGUGUUUCUUAACAGCUGGUACUCAUUUGGAUGUAAGCACUGAUUUUCUUGGAGCAAUGAGCAAGACCACUUUGUGGCUGGAGCGAGACCACUUUGCAGCUGGAGUGGUUGUUGCAUUCAGCUAGAGGGCACCUAUUUUUAGACCUUUAAGUAUUAGCCUUUUAAGGUUUUCCAAGCUGAUGUGUUGGCCCAAUUUGUAGUUGAAACACAAAAGAGCUGAAAAGCUCCCUUAGUAUGAGAUUUCUGAAAAGCACAUCUGCAUAUUUUUGCACAGACACUUUCCCUUUCCCAAUAUGUAACAGCCUUGCAGAGGUGUAUGAAGACUGAAUAGCUUACAAACAAUUUGACUACUCUUUGACUAUCUUACCCUCCAUGCACCUUCAGCUGUAACUAGCUAAAGCUCACCCUGGAAGGCAUUGUUACUCAGGCAAAAGGUCACGGCCAAAAGAGUCUUUUCAUCCUCCAUUUAGAAGCACAGAAAUCCACAAAAACAAUCUUCCAUUCACAUCUGCACACACCAACUUCUCCUUUAUUACACAAAGCAUACAGGGUUGACAUUAUGCACAAAUGCACAUCAUGGUAACCCCCCAACCACUUUGUUUUGCACAAAAAGAGAUACAAAUGCCACCUUCUCUUUCGGAAUGGCAGGAGGGCUCAAACAACUGUUCCGCACACUUACGUGAAACAUGUAGUUUGGCCCACGUCUUUGCAGUCUUGUGACACAUGGCAUUCAGAAAUUCAUUCUUCUCUUCUCCCUCCAUAGACAUACACAGACAGUUCCUCCUCAAAGCACACUUUCUCCCUCCGUACAAAUGCAGCACCAUAGUCAGAUUUCUCACUGUCCCUUUUCUACCCCCUUCCAUCACAGUUCCCACCCUGCUCUCUCUGCCCCUUGCAAACUUCUCUUCAGUCUUUACGUUCACUCCAGGGAGAAGCACCAUAGAGCAUCUUGCUUCCGAUUUCCUUCAUAAUGUGGCUUUGGGCAUUUACCUGAAUCAGUAACAGAAGAAACACUCCUGCUGAUUUCUAGAGUUGCCAACCUCCAGGUGGUGGCUGGAGAUCUCUUGGGAAAAAAUGGCUGCUUUGGAUGGUGGACUGUAGGGCAUUAUAUGCCGCUGAGGUCCCUCCUCUUUCCAAACCCUGCCCUCCACAGGCUGCGCCCACUAGAUCUCCAGGUACUUCCAAAGCAGGUGUUGGCAACCCUGGCUGAUUUCUCAGAUGCCACUUCUGGUCUCCUGUGAAGGGGAGAGGAACUGGGCACCAUUGCCCACAGGAAGUUCUCCUUUGCAUGGAUAGACUAUUCAUCUUCUCAUUGCACAAGACCCAAUAAUGGCCACAGGGGAUGUGUGAGCAACUCCUGUUAAUUCUGUCUCUGCUGCAGGUGAAUGCCUGAAGUGUUCCAGACACACAAGCACUGUGGAACAGAGCAAUUACAAUGAAAACUCUGUGCACUUCUUUUUCUUAAUUAUUUUUGGUAUUUGCUAGAAGAUUUGAAUUGCAGUAUUAAACCACCUUUUUAAAACUAAACCUAACAUGCCACUUUUUUCAGUAUUUUGUAUAAUCUUUGUACACGUUCUCAAAUGUUAUUAUUGGCCUAUUCAGACCUAUAUAAAUUUUUAUUCAGUGUUUUUUCAAGAUUAUUACAAAAAUGCAAUAUUUUAUUCAGCAUAUGUAGCCUUUUUAGAUAGAGUACUCUUGUGAAGGGCAGUUGUGCCCACUGAAACUUCUUAUACGUGCGGUACAGUAGAAUAUUAGUAUUUAUGCAAGAGCAAACCGCUUCCAGAUUUUGUUACUAAUACCAUUAAGUCAUUGUUGUUGCAUUGUGCUGUAUUGUUUUUGUUGUUUUUAAUAUUCAUCUUUGUAUUGCAAUAUAAACUGUACUAUUGUUUGUAUCUUAGAAUCAGUAUAAAUGUCUUUAUGAUA